Molecule: messenger RNA, 705 nt
Organism: Tetrahymena thermophila SB210
Lineage: Eukaryota; Ciliophora; Oligohymenophorea; Hymenostomatida; Tetrahymenidae
Product: transmembrane protein, putative
Exons: 2
Source: RefSeq, a predicted model, not a curated record
AUGGAUUAGGUUAAUUUUUUAACAACAAAUAUUUAGAAAAUUAAUUCUUUAUGUUUGUUUUAUAAAAGCUAAAAUUGUAUUGGUGAUAUUGGUACAUAAAGUAUAGCAGUAAGUUUAAGUAAUUGUAAUCUAAUCACAUCUUUAACACUUGGAUUAUAGUAAAUUUCUUUCUCUAACUUUAUUUAAAUUUUUUAGCGAUAGCUAUAUUUCAUUUUAUAAUUUUUUAAAUUAAAAAUUAAAAGUUUUUUUAUUUUCUACAAUAAAAGUGAGAAUAAAAUCAGUGAUGAAGGAGCUAAAUCUAUUGGUUUAGCGUUAAUCAAUCAAAAGAAUCUUACUAGUCUAUAACUUUACAUUGAGUAAAUUUUUAAUUAUAAAUUAAUAACAAAAUCAUUUAAAUUACCAUUACAUAUUUUAAUAUAAAUAAUUUUUAUAAUAAACUUAUUUAUUUUUUUUUAAAGUUUUAAUGAAAUUGGAAACUAAGGCUUAAUUAGUAUUGCUACGUGUUUAAGUAGCUGUAUUCUCAUCACAAGAUUAUCAAUUAGCUUAUUGAAAAAACUUCUUUUAAUCUUAUAAUAAUUAAUUAAUUAAUUAAAAAAUAUCUUUUUGAAGAAAAAAAAGAGAAAGCUGUUUUUAAGAAAGAUAAAAUGGAUCAAAUUUAAAAUUGCUAAAUGUUAGGUUAUGAUUAAAAUGAAUUAUUUAUCAUGA